AGCUUUCAUCUAAAAAACUUAUUAUUUAAUUUUCUCAAUCAUGUUGCAAUUCAGUUUAGCUUCAGCUUUCAAUCAAAGCGGAACUCUGUGAUCGAAUUUAUUUUGUGAUUUUGACACUAACUACUUACACUUCGAUAAAUUAUGAGCAGAAAACUCCCUGAUAGUAUUUUGUCAAAACUUAAGGGCAAGCCAAAGGUUCUUGUUACCCAUCCUGAAGUUGGCGAAGAGGCUCUUGAUAUUUUAAACCAAAAAUGUCAAGUAACAAUUUUACAAAAUAUUCCACCGGUGCGGUCGGACAUUUUGGAAAAAUGUAAAGGUAUGGACGCGUUUCUGUGGGCUGGUCAUCAUCCAUUGAAUGCUGAAAUCCUUGAUGCUGCCGGACCUCAAGUCAAAGCUAUUUCAACAAUGUCAGCAGGUUAUGAUUUUGUAGAUCUUGAAGAAAUCAAACGUAGGAAAAUUCCAUUUGGCAAUACUCCAGAAGUGUUGGGUAUUGCUGUUGCUGAAUUGGCAAUAGGUUUGAUGAUUUCAGCUUCCAGACGUUUUCAUGAAGGCCGAAGAUCGAUUGAAUCGUCAACAUGGAAUAGUGACAGUCUUCAGUGGAUGUUGGGCCAAGAGAUUCGAGAUGCUAAAGUUGGUUUCUUUGGAUUUGGUAAUAUUGCUCAGAAAAUUGCUGAUCGUUUGGAAGGAUUUGAAAUUGGCAGAAUUAUUUACCACACUCGAAAAGUUUCCCCCAAUGAAGAAGAAUACAAAGCAAAACAUGUCACGUUUGAUCAAUUGCUGGAACAGAGUGAUAUCCUUUUCAUUGUUUGUCCAUUGACAGCUGAAACAAAGGAAAAAUUCAACGAGAGUGCAUUUAAUAAAAUGAAGUCCAAUGCGGUUCUAAUUAAUGUCGGCAGGGGACAAAUCAUUGACCAAAAAGCUCUUUACAAUGCUUUGAAAUCAAAUAAGAUAUUUUCGGCUGGUCUUGAUGUUAUGACACCAGAACCAUUGCCAGCAGAUGAUCCUCUGUUGAGUCUUCCAAAUUGCGUGCUUGUACCACAUUUGGGAUCUGCCACAGCAAGAACCCGAGGUGACAUGGGCGUUAUUGCAGCACACAAUGUUCUUCGUGGAUUAGCUGGAGAACCUAUGUUUUCACCAGUUUAUCAACCCUGAGCUAUUUAAGAACUAAUUUUAGCAUUGUUUAAUUCGUUUUUUAAUAAAACAAGAAAUUGUUACCGAAAUAAACACGAAACUAUCAA
Molecule: messenger RNA, 1238 nt
Organism: Eupeodes corollae
Lineage: Eukaryota; Metazoa; Arthropoda; Insecta; Diptera; Syrphidae
Product: glyoxylate reductase/hydroxypyruvate reductase-like
Exons: 5
Coding region: 142-1152 (336 amino acids)
Cellular component (GO): cytosol
Molecular function (GO): hydroxypyruvate reductase [NAD(P)H] activity; glyoxylate reductase (NADPH) activity; hydroxypyruvate reductase (NADH) activity
Source: RefSeq, a predicted model, not a curated record